ACAAGCAAGCUGGUGGUUGAAGCUGGUUAAAGAACAGCCUAGGUAUUCCAGAAGUGUUUGAGGGUCCCUUCCAUGAGGGAAGAGAGGAAAGUUUACAAGUAAACCUCCCAUGUGUCUUCAGCUUUCUUUUGCAAAGGAGAAAAUCCUUGAAGUUUGGUAAAGACCAAGUUAGUCUAUUUCUCUUUGCCUAUCUCGAGUUGGGCUGGGGAGAAGAGGAGAUAGGUUCUUUUGUCUUUUUCUGUCCUCUCCCUUCCCUACUUCCUUCCCUCCAGUCCUCACUCGCUCACAUGCACACACUAACCUUGGAGCCGAUGGGAUUGAGUGACUGGCACUUGGGACCACAGAGAAAUGUCAGAGUGUUUGGUUACAGACUCAAGGAAACCUCUCAUUUUAGAGUGCUCAUUUGGUUUUGAGCAAAAUUUUGGACUGUGAAGCAAGGCAUUGGUGAAGACAAAAUGGCCUCGCCGGCUGACAGCUGCAUCCAGUUCACGCGCCAUGCCAGCGAUGUUCUUCUCAACCUUAAUCGUCUCCGGAGUCGAGACAUCUUGACUGAUGUUGUCAUUGUUGUGAGCCGUGAGCAGUUCAGAGCCCAUAAAACGGUCCUCAUGGCCUGCAGUGGCCUGUUCUAUAGCAUCUUCACAGACCAGUUGAAAUGCAACCUUAGUGUGAUCAAUCUAGAUCCUGAGAUCAACCCUGAGGGCUUCUGCAUCCUCCUGGACUUUAUGUACACAUCUCGGCUCAAUUUGCGGGAGGGCAACAUCAUGGCCGUGAUGGCCACAGCUAUGUACUUGCAGAUGGAGCAUGUUGUGGACACCUGCCGGAAGUUUAUCAAGGCCAGUGAAGCAGAGAUGGUUCCUGCCAUCAAGCCCCGUCAUGAAGAGUUCCUCAACAGCCGCAUGCUGAUGCCUCAAGACAUCAUGGCCUAUCGGGGUCGUGAGGUGGUGGAGAACAACCUGCCACUGAGGAACGCCCCUGGGUGUGAGAGCAGAGCCUUUGCCCCCAGCCUGUACAGUGGCCUGUCCACACCGCCAGCCUCUUAUUCCAUGUACAGCCACCUCCCUGUCAGCAGCCUCCUCUUCUCCGAUGAGGAGUUUCGGGAUGUCCGGAUGCCUGUGGCCAACCCCUUCCCCAAGGAGCGGGCCCUCCCAUGCGAUGGUACCAGGCCAGUCCCCGGUGAGUACAGCCGGCCGGCCUUGGAGGUGUCCCCCAGCGUGUGCCACAGCAAUAUCUAUUCACCCAAGGAAACAGUCCCAGAAGAGGCACGAAGCGAUAUGCACUACAGUGUGGCUGAGGGCCUCAAGCCUGCUGCCCCCUCAGCCCGAAAUGCCCCCUACUUCCCCUGUGACAAGGUCAGCAAAGAAGAAGAGAGACCCUCCUCAGAAGAUGAGAUUGCCCUUCAUUUCGAGCCCCCCAAUGCACCCCUGAACCGGAAGGGUCUGGUUAGUCCACAGAGCCCCCAGAAAUCUGACUGCCAGCCCAACUCGCCCACAGAGUCCUGCAGCAGUAAGAAUGCCUGCAUCCUCCAGGCCUCUGGCUCCCCUCCAGCCAAGAGCCCCACUGACCCCAAAGCCUGCAACUGGAAGAAAUACAAGUUCAUCGUACUCAACAGCCUCAACCAGAAUGCCAAACCAGAGGGGCCAGAGCAGGCUGAGCUGGGCCGCCUUUCCCCACGAGUCUACACUGCCCCACCUGCCUGCCAGCCACCCAUGGAGCCUGAGAACCUUGACCUCCAGUCCCCAACCAAGCUCAGUGCCAGCGGGGAGGACUCCACCAUCCCGCAAGCCAGCCGGCUCAAUAACAUCGUUAACAGGUCCCUGACAGGCUCUCCCCGCAGCAGCAGUGAGAGCCACUCACCACUCUACAUGCACCCCCCGAAGUGCACGUCCUGCGGCUCUCAGUCCCCACAGCAUGCAGAGAUGUGCCUCCACACCGCCGGCCCCACGUUCCCUGAGGAGAUGGGAGAGACCCAGUCUGAGUACUCAGAUUCCAGCUGUGAGAACGGGGCCUUCUUCUGCAAUGAGUGUGACUGCCGCUUCUCUGAGGAGGCCUCACUCAAGAGGCACACGCUGCAGACCCACAGUGACAAACCCUACAAGUGUGAUCGCUGCCAGGCCUCCUUCCGCUACAAGGGCAACCUCGCCAGCCACAAGACCGUCCAUACCGGUGAGAAACCCUAUCGCUGCAACAUCUGUGGGGCCCAGUUCAACCGACCAGCCAACCUGAAAACCCACACUCGAAUUCACUCUGGAGAGAAGCCCUACAAAUGCGAAACCUGUGGAGCCAGAUUUGUACAGGUGGCCCACCUCCGUGCCCACGUGCUCAUCCACACUGGUGAGAAGCCCUAUCCCUGUGAAAUCUGUGGCACCCGUUUCCGGCACCUUCAGACUCUGAAGAGCCAUCUGCGAAUCCACACGGGAGAGAAACCUUACCAUUGUGAGAAGUGUAACCUGCAUUUCCGUCACAAAAGCCAGCUGCGACUUCACUUGCGCCAGAAGCAUGGUGCCAUCACCAACACCAAGGUGCAAUACCGCGUGUCAGCCACUGACCUGCCUCCGGAGCUCCCUAAAGCCUGCUGAAGCAUGGAGUGUUGAUGCUUUCGUCUCCAGCCCCUUCUCAGAAUCUACCCAAAGGAUACUGUAACACUUUACAAUGUUCAUCCCAUGAUGUAGUGCCUCUUUCAUCCACUAGUGCAAAUCAUAGCUGGGGGUGGGGGGUGGUGGGGGUCGGGGCCUGGGGGACGGGGAGCCGCAGCAGCUCCCCCUCCCCCACUGCCAUAAAACAUUAAGAAAAUCAUAUUGCUUCUUCUCCUAUGUGUAAGGUGAACCACGUCAGCAAAAAGCAAAAUCAUUUUAUAUGUCAAAGCAGGGGAGUAUGCAAAAGUUCUGACUUGACUUUAGUCUGCAAAAUGAGGAAUGUAUAUGUUUUGUGGGAACAGAUGUUUCUUUUGUAUGUAAAUGUGCAUUCUUUUAAAAGACAAGACUUCAGUAUGUUAUCAAAGAGAGGGCUUUAAUUUUUUUAACCAAAGGUGAAGGAAUAUAUGGCAGAGUUGUAAAUAUAUAAAUAUAUAUAUAUAUAUAAAAUAAAUAUAUAUAAACCUAAAAAAGAUAUAUUAAAAAUAUAAAACUGCGUCAAAGGCUCGAUUUUGUAUCUGCAGGCAGACACGGAUCUGAGAAUCUUUAUUGAGAAAGAGCACUUAAGAGAAUAUUUUAAGUAUUGCAUCUGUAUAAGUAAGAAAAUAUUUUGUCUAAAAUGCCUCAGUGUAUUUGUAUUUUUUUGCAAGUGAAGGUUUACAAUUUACAAAGUGUGUAUUAAAAAAAAAAACAAAAAGAACAAAAAAAUCUGCAGAAGGAAAAAUGUGUAAUUUUGUUCUAGUUUUCAGUUUGUAUAUACCCGUACAACGUGUCCUCACGGUGCCUUUUUUCACGGAAGUUUUCAAUGAUGGGCGAGCGUGUGCCAUCCCUUUUUGAAGUGUAGGCAGACACAGGGACUUGAAGUUGUUACUAACUAAACUCUCUUUGGGAAUGUUUGUCUCAUCCCAUUCUGCGUCAUGCUUGUGUUGUAACUACUCCGGAGACAGGGUUUGGCUGUGUCUAAACUGCAUUACCGCGUUGUAAAAUAUAGCUGUACAAAUAUAAGAAUAAAAUGUUGAAAAGUCAA
Messenger RNA from Piliocolobus tephrosceles (Ugandan red Colobus), 3657 nucleotides. It is a transcript of the gene BCL6, whose product is annotated as BCL6 transcription repressor. NCBI's taxonomy places the organism in Eukaryota, Metazoa, Chordata, Mammalia, Primates, Cercopithecidae. Gene Ontology annotation, cellular component: nucleus. Gene Ontology annotation, biological process: regulation of transcription by RNA polymerase II. The record is from RefSeq and is a predicted model, not a curated record. Bases 456 to 2576 code for a protein of 706 amino acids. The transcript is spliced from 10 exons. Gene Ontology annotation, molecular function: protein binding; DNA-binding transcription factor activity, RNA polymerase II-specific.